Ogataea angusta is the source of this 1095-nucleotide messenger RNA. RefSeq lists its product as uncharacterized. Bases 1 to 1095 code for a protein of 364 amino acids. Gene Ontology annotation, cellular component: cytoplasm. NCBI's taxonomy places the organism in Eukaryota, Fungi, Ascomycota, Pichiomycetes, Pichiales, Pichiaceae. The record is from RefSeq and is a predicted model, not a curated record. The transcript has a single exon. Gene Ontology annotation, biological process: cell wall mannoprotein biosynthetic process; GDP-mannose biosynthetic process. Gene Ontology annotation, molecular function: mannose-1-phosphate guanylyltransferase (GTP) activity; GTP binding.
AUGAAAGGAUUAAUCUUGGUUGGUGGUUACGGAACUCGUUUGAGACCUCUGACGCUGUCGCUUCCUAAGCCUUUGGUCGAGUUUGGUAACAGACCGAUGAUUUUGCACCAGAUCGAAGCUCUGGCCAACGCUGGCUGUACCGACAUUGUGCUGGCCGUCAACUACAAGCCAGAAGUCAUGGUUGGUGCCCUCAAACAAUACGAGAAGGAGUACGGUGUUAGCAUCACCUUCUCCGUCGAGGAGGAGCCUUUGGGAACUGCUGGUCCUUUGAAGCUCGCUGAGAAGAUCUUGAAGAAGGACAACACUCCUAUCUUCGUUCUCAACUCUGAUGUCAUCUGUGAGUACCCACUGAGGGACUUGCUUGACUUCCACACGGCCCACGGUGGUGAGGCCACUAUUGUCGCUACCAAGGUGGAUGAACCAUCCAAAUAUGGUGUCAUUGUCCACGACAGAGACGUUCCAAACCUCAUCGAGAGAUUUGUCGAGAAGCCAGUCGAAUUCGUUGGUAACAGAAUCAACGCUGGUAUUUACGUUCUGAACCCAUCUGUCAUCGAUCUGAUCGAGAUGAGACCAACUUCUAUCGAGCACGAGACCUUCCCGAUUUUGGUCGAGCAAAAGAAGCUGUACUCGUUUGACCUACCAGGCUACUGGAUGGACGUUGGUCAACCAAAGGACUUCCUCUCCGGUAUGUGUCUCUACCUGUCCGCUUUGACCAAGAAGAAUUCCAAGCUGCUCACGUCUACUUCUGAGGAGUACGUUAACGGUGGCAACGUUCUGAUCGACCCAUCUGCCAAGAUCGGAAAGGGAUGUAAGAUCGGUCCUAACGUCGUUAUUGGCCCUAACUGUAUCAUUGGUGACGGUGUCAGAAUCCAAAGAUCCACCAUUUUGAAGAACUCUCAAAUCAAGGACCACGCUUGGGUCAAAUCUACCAUUGUGGGCUGGAACUCUACUGUUGGUAAAUGGGCCAGACUCGAGGGUGUCACUGUUCUUGGAGAGGACGUCACCGUUAAGGACGAGGUUUACGUCAACGGUGGUAAGGUUUUGCCACACAAAUCUAUCAAGGACAAUGUCGAGACUCCUCAAAUCAUCAUGUGA